Molecule: messenger RNA, 4901 nt
Organism: Acanthaster planci (crown-of-thorns starfish)
Lineage: Eukaryota; Metazoa; Echinodermata; Asteroidea; Valvatida; Acanthasteridae
Gene: rhpn1
Product: rhophilin Rho GTPase binding protein 1
Biological process (GO): signal transduction; negative regulation of stress fiber assembly
Molecular function (GO): protein binding
Source: RefSeq, a predicted model, not a curated record
UGGAAUUUGAACCCGCUCCACCCAUACUAAUCCCAAACACAUCACAUUGUCACUUAAACUACUUAAUAAGUUAUGUUUAUAAUAAGGUCCUUUUUCGUUUCACCAGUUCUGAGGAUCUAUUCGUGAACGGUGAAGUACAAAUGCUCUUCCAUGGAAAAAAUUCUGUAUCAAUUCGUUUUUUUGCACGAGCCACGCAAUUGACCUGCAACUGGUCUCAUAUAUCAAUUUGACAUUUUUGGUGUCUCAAAGUGUGUAUCAACUACUACAGGGCACCAGUGAUUCAGUUCAGCGAACAGGUGUGUGUCGUACCUGUACGUACGUACAUGUACAUGUACGUAAAUGUAUACAUGUGCGUGCGUGAUACGGGUGACUGAUUAUGUUGACGUCGGAUUCCCGAGAAGCGGUCGGUGUAGUGUCUGUUUUGUGCACUGUCUUGCCUUCAUGUAUCCUACUUCGCUACGGAUGACUUCCGGAAUUCUUGAGGUUAAAGCUGAAUGUUAGUGCAGCCACGUCUCAAAUAACAUCAUCACUUGUCAUGUAGCGACGUGCCAAAUUGCGUCCGUUUCGCACUGGGUCUUUUUACAAUAAUAUUUGGCUGUAUAAUUCCGUGAGAGACCACGGCGUUAAGCCUAAACGCCAAAUCUGAUCACCAAGGAUUCCGAGUGGAGGGGACGGAAAGAUUUCGGCUGCCGAGAUGUUGGAGAACGGUGGCUCGGAAAAUAAGGACACCGGUCCACGAAGAAAGGGAUGCGAUCCUCUAGCACAAACUGUCAGAGGCAAACUGCAGAACAGGAGGCAAAAGCUGAAUGGUCAGAUCAACAAGGAGAUGCGGAUGAGGGCUGGGGCUGAAAACCUCUUCAGGGCGGCCAGCAAUCGAAAGAUCAAGGAGCAGGUGGCCAUGGAGCUGAGCUUUGUCAACUCCAACCUGCAGCUGCUCAAAGAGGAGUUGGCGGAGAUCAACAGCGAGGUAGAGGCCUACCAGAAUGACACGCUGCUGCGGAGUGUGCCCCUCAUCCCACUGGGCCUGAAGGAGACCAAAGAGAUUGAUGUCAAGUUGGUGUUUCAGGAUUACAUUCUGGAGCAUUACAGCGAAGACGGUGCCGACUACGAACAGGAAAUUCAAGAAUUUAUGGAGCUGAGACAGGCCAUGCGAACUCCCAAGAGGACCAGUGAAGGGGUGGAUUUAUUGUUUGAAUACUACAACCAGCUUUACUUUGUAGAAAACAGGUUCUUCCCGCCAGACAGGCACACCAGCAUAUACCUGACAUGGUAUGAUGCCUUGACCGGCAUUCCCUCAGUCCAGAGGUCCAUCGCCUUUGAGAAGGGCAGCGUCCUCUUCAACAUCUGCUCCCUCUACACCCAGAUUGGUGCCCGGCAGGACCGCAGCACACCCGAGGGGAUCCAGGAGGCCAUUACCAACUUGCAGCUGGCCGCUGGCGGGUUCCGCUACCUGGCCGCCAACUUCAGCCACGCCCCCAGCAUGGACAUGAGCAAGCCGGUGCUGCUGAUGCUGGACGCACUUAUGAUGGGCCAAGUUCAGGAGUGCAUCUUUGAGAGGAGGGUUCUUGGAGGUGUGGCUGAAAAUGUCCAGACAAGUUUUGAAGUAGCACAGGAGGCUGCUGUUGUUUCAGAGGCUUACUCAAAGGUGCAUCAGCUCAUGAUGCAUCCUAAGGUGAAGGAUUACAUCCCCUAUUCCUGGAUCUCCAUGGUGCUGGUCAAAUCGCAACACUUCAAGGCGUCUUCACACUACUAUGCAGCUAUGGGCUACACAGAUAAAGAAUCCACCUACGACCAGGCCACGCUGGAGCAAGUCUUCCCCACCGUCUACGACGAACACCGGAGCCUGCAGGUGCCACGCUCGCAGCAGGAGCGGAAGCGGCUGAGCAAGGCCCACAUCCGGCAGGCUCUGAUGCUGCACGAGGAGGCACUGCGGGUGCACAACCUCUCCAAGAUGCUGCGGAAGAUUGACACACUGCAGGAGGUGCUCAGGCAGUCGCACGACCGCUCCAUGAGCUGCUACACGGAACUGGAUGAGGAGGACGACUUCUUCGAGAUGAUGGACGUCCCUGACAUCAAAGGUGAAACUGAGCUGGUUCUGGAGCCAACUGCAAUCGACUUCACAAGAGUAAAAGUCAAUGAUAUCUUCCAUAAACUCGGUCCGCUCGCUAUCUUUAAUGCCGGGAACAACUGGUCGGCACCACGCAUGGUGGACAUCCAGCGGGGAGCAGAGGGAUUUGGCUUCACGGUGCGAGGUGAUUCCCCAGUCAUCAUUGCGAGUGUGGACCGUGGCUAUGUGGCUUCGGCGAGUGGUGUAAAGGAAGGCGAUUUCAUUGUUGGGGUGAAUGGCCAGAUCGUCAAGUGGUCUAAGCAUGGUGAGGUGGUUAAGCAGAUCCUGAGCUCCCAGCGACUCCGCAUUGAGCUGGUAACCCCAUUGGGCAGCGAGAUCUUGCACCCCCAGGACAAACGUCGGCUCAACUCCAGCGACUCGGCUGGCUCCAGCCAGACGGAUAUGAACGGAUCGGUCAUAUCCGGGUCAUCCACCAAGGAUCGGCGCCAGCCGUCCCCCAAGAAGAGCGCCAGGGAUGUUCCGGACGGUUCCAGGAGCCUGGGGCGUGGCAAGAGCCCCAGCCGGACCAAGAGCCCCGGCCGGGCCAAAGGCCCUGAGACCGUCAACCACCUGGGCAGCAAGAGCCUUCCCCGGGGGGCUACUGUCAAUGGGAACGGCAGCACGGGGACAGGGAAGAAGAAAGAACGGGGUAACAAGGGAAAGGCUUCAUCCUCCCAGAAGGAAGGAGCCAAGAAAGCACGAGGGGUGUUGAACAGCAAAGCAGGUCUCUGGUAGUUGCUAGUAAAAAAAAAGUGGCAUAAAUUGCUUCUGUGACCCCUAAACAUGAUUCCCAGAGGCACUGAAGACCAGGAGAUCCCACAAAAAGCUAGACAAUUGGGUCACCUACUUUACCUCACAAGUUUACUUUUUUAGAUUAAAUAUCUAUGCAGAAUUUCCUUUUAACAAAGUUCUUUUUCUGUUUGAUAGCUACUAUUUUCACAGUUAAUGUUUUAAAGUGAUGGGAUUGAUGUUAAAGUCAAAUAUACUUAGUCCUAACUUAUACUUGCAGUUAAUUUGCCCCUGGAGUUUUUACAAUUAGAGACCUUUAACACUGAACAGAGAGAGCAAUUCCUCCUUAGUUGAUAUGAAUCACAUGUACUUCCAGUGUCUAUGUCUCUCAACCAAGAUGAGAGGACAUAUGUAAAACAUGAGAGGUUUACAUUUUUCUGCUACUGGAUGCGCGCUGCGCAUUCUUAGGAAAUAUUUGAAGGAGUGCCUCCUUGUUACAGAAGGGGGACAAGUCUGAGUUAAGGACCAAAAUGAAAUUACAACUCAUUCCAAUUUUGGGCACAAGUGUUUCUUAAAUUGUAAUUUGUUUUCUAAACUCUGCAAUCCAACUGCCCGGCAGAUUUUAGCGAGUUUUUAAAAUUACGUUUGUCUUUUUAUGUGAUAUUCAUUUUGUUGAACCUUGUUGGGAAGCAGGUUUGGGAUUAAUAAAAUCCUGAUGUGCUGUAAAAAUUAAGAGCAUAACUUCAACAAUCAAAAAAAGACAAUCCUAAGCCGCGCAUUUUCCAAAAGUUUUGAUGUUCUGGGCAAGCUAACUUUAAUAUCAGUUACUCCAUAUCUUGUUUGACAUUUCUUUCAAUGCAGUAGCUGCACGGUGCUGUUAUUUCACUUUCUUGUUUGGUGGAUAAUAAUGCCAAGUUGAAACAGUGGAAACAAUGCAUAUGAAAGGAUGAAUUUGUAUGAACCAAAAGGUUUAGUUUGAACUACUUACCAGGCUUUUUUUUUUCUGUACAGAUUGUGGCCUCCCUCCAUUUCUAAUUUGGUUUCUUCCCAAAUGCAGAGUUUUCCAGGCUCUCAAGCUUUUGUAUUUCUGUCCAAUUUUUUACUACCAUUUCAGUCUGAUUUUUUGGGAGGAAGGAUUUGACAUUUUCUGUACAUUGUAAGUUCUUCAGAGGCUGAGUUUUGGGUGGAAUCCGUGUAGAUAUGGUUCCAGGUACCGUUCGAUGAAAUUUAUAAAAAAAAAAGAAAUUUGGCUAAUAUAUGCUUGAGGAAGGUGAUGGUAUGAUAUGAUAAAAGCAGAGAAAGGGGGACAGUUUAUUUUCCGCAUAAAGGUAUGUCUAGUUAUGGAUUUCAUAAACGUAAACCCUUUGCUGACCAAACUCCUAAGUUAGACCAUUUGAUGUUGUUAGCUGGCUUAGAAUGGGUCAGAUAACUCUGUGGCUUUGUGGACACGUUUAAGUUCUGGUCACUUGUUGCCAUGGUCUUUAAAGGGUUACAGAAAGUUUUAAUAUUAGACUGCAAUGCACAUAGUUUUCAUUUGACAUUCCAGUACUGGGCAUCACCCCGUCCAAAUCCUUGGUAACAAAAGCUGCUUUAAUUAGCUUGUACAGUUGGCCUGGUUAGUUUUCUGUUUUCAUACAUGCCUUCUUGUGCAUUACUUCUUGGGAAUUACUCUGAAUCAAACUUGGUUAUUCCUAAAGUUCAAAUUUUUUUUUUUGGAAAGUUAAAGUAAUGAUAUUGCAAGCCAAAAUUCUCACCGUGAAAAUUUCCGAUUUUGAUUGAUGUAUUCAGAACUUCAAUUUUCAAUUGUUUUGGGCUGAUACUUUGGGCUGAACAGUAGAUUAGUCGUAAAGAAUUUUUUAAACAUGAAUUCAGUAUUAAACUUGUACAUAAGUUGGCACAAAUUUUAUAGGUUAUUUUUGACGCAAUUUUUUGUAACAAACAUUUUAGAGCAGAGAACAGUGAAAGCGUUCAUUGCCAGCAAAUUGCUGUUAAGAGUGUGGCAUUGAUGGCAUGUGUAAUUUGAAGCAUUAUUGUAAAGUGAUAAAAAUAUCCCUGAAAAUCUUAA